GUGCGCGGCCGGAUCGUUGCAGACAGGGGCGGCCCGUUACCAGGCGAGCACCGCAGCGCAGGGUCCGACACCGACGACGGCAGCGGGCACUGACAGAAGGAAACCUGCCAGCGUGAUAACAACACCCGUGAAACGCAGUAGGGGAUGGCAGUGAAUGUGUACGCCACAUCUGUGUCCAUUGACAACCUCAGCCGACAUGACAUGCUGGCAUGGGUCAACGACUCUUUGCAUCUCACCUACACCAAGAUCGAACAGCUCUGUUCAGGAGCAGCAUAUUGCCAGUUCAUGGACAUGUUGUUUCCAGGUUGCAUCCUGCUGAAGAAGGUCAAAUUUCAAGCCAAGCUGGAGCAUGAAUUUAUACACAACUUCAAAGUUCUUCAGGCAGCUUUUAAACGGAUGAGUGUCGACAAAAUAAUUCCCGUGGAAAAGCUUGUAAAAGGGAAGUUCCAGGACAACUUUGAAUUUGUGCAAUGGUUCAAGAAGUUCUUCGAUGCCAACUACGACGGGAAGGAGUACGACCCUUUACUAGCCAGACAGGGUCAGGACGUGGCCCCUUCCCCCAACCCAGGUGAUCACUUUAUCCACAAACCAAAGAGAAACCCAGGACCACAGAGGACAUCUCCAACAGUUCCCAAAAACAUGCCAACACCACAGCGGGUCCAACACAACACUCCAGCCCUGCGGAAGAACCCGUCUUUGUCUAGAAAUGGAGGCAGUGAUGCGGAGAUCAUGGAGCUAAAUCAACAGUUGAUGGAGAUGAAGUUGACUGUAGACGGACUAGAGAAGGAGAGAGACUUCUACUUCAGCAAACUACGGGACAUCGAGCUGAUCUGCCAGGAGCACGAGAGCGAAAACAACCCCGUCCUCAGCAGGAUAAUAAACAUUCUCUACGCAACAGAGGAAGGCUUUGCGCCUCCAGAAGACGAAGACCUCGAAGAACAAGCUCACCUGGACCAGGAUGAAUACUGAACCCUUCAUCUCCCUCCCCUCGGACAUCUCCGUUCUCCCUUUUCUUUUGUGCCCUCAUUUGUUUUCUACUCUCUCUCUCUCUCUCUCUCUCUCUCUCUGCACGCUCUCUAUAAAUACCCCCCAUCAUCCCCGCUCUCCAUUUUUUCUUUUCUUUCUCAUCAGUCGGUUACCUCCCCCCAUCUACCCUCUGGCCAUCGACAUACUUUGCAUCAUCAUUUGCUGCUCACCCCUGCAUCCACUUACACAGUAACAAUAACAGUAAUGUAUGACAUAUCCCAGUUAUUUCAGCAUGAGUAACGCAGAAAAUCAAGUUGACGCUGGCAUGGAGGUUUCUUGGGCAAACAGUAGAUUUAAGUCUGUAAAUAUGACUGAAAGUUUGAUUUCUGAGAACAGAACAAUGUCUUUGCUCAUUAUGGAGUUAUUAGUCUUAAUGCUACUACUAGAGCACUUAACAACACUGCUCCAACGUGCCAUCAGGACACUCCCAGAGCUACUAAAACUGACUUUUUAUUAACAAUUUCUUAUUUAUUUAACUUAUAUUUCCUUACGAUUAACUUUCUGUAGCAGAAUCGGUGCAAAACCUACUGUAUGUGAGCUGAAAGCUGAGGGCCCUGUAUGUGAUUUGAGUUAAGGUGUGUGUUUGAGGCUGCAUCGAGCUUUUUAUUUUGUUUUAUGGAAGGAUCAUGGCAUGUGGAUACACUGGAGGAAAUACUUUGGUGUAAUGGACUCAAGGCGUAUAAUGAUUAGUGCUCUGCAAUUAUUCAUUUUUGAUCCGCAACAUAUCUGAGCAUGAGAAUGUUAGACAUUGACUGUGAAUGAGUGAUAUUUUGUAAAUGUACUUUGUGAUCGAUCCUGGUUAGUUGCCAUUGCAUCUUUCAGGCGGAGGUGGAGAGCUGCCCGCAGAACGACCACGUGGUUCUAGAUCGUAGCAGAGCUGACGUUUGAUUCUCGGCAGCCUGACGAAGAAUUGAUACAGACAGAUUUUUUAACAUGAAAGCUUUUAUCAUGUCUUUUUUUCCCGCUGAUCAUUUUGUGUUUCUACUUUUGAUUUGCUGGUAGCCCAGGACAUAUGAGAAACUCAGUAUUAAGAGAUCUGUUUAACCAAGGAAGUCUCCCUGUCCUUCCCAAGCUCUUUUUACUUUGCACACUGGCUGUCGUCUGCUCUGGAAAUCCCAUUCUUGGACCAUGUAAACAUCCACAGAACACUCAUCUUUUGACUUUCGACUAAAUAAAGCGGUUGUGAAAUAAA
Molecule: messenger RNA, 2218 nt
Organism: Paralichthys olivaceus (Japanese flounder)
Lineage: Eukaryota; Metazoa; Chordata; Actinopteri; Pleuronectiformes; Paralichthyidae
Product: microtubule-associated protein RP/EB family member 3-like
Biological process (GO): spindle assembly; regulation of microtubule polymerization or depolymerization; protein localization to microtubule
Cellular component (GO): cytoplasmic microtubule; microtubule plus-end; spindle midzone
Molecular function (GO): microtubule plus-end binding
Source: RefSeq, a predicted model, not a curated record